Messenger RNA from Gambusia affinis (western mosquitofish), 2963 nucleotides. RefSeq names its product prion protein b (gene prnpb). Gene Ontology annotation, cellular component: membrane. The record is from RefSeq and is a predicted model, not a curated record. Gene Ontology annotation, biological process: protein homooligomerization. NCBI's taxonomy places the organism in Eukaryota, Metazoa, Chordata, Actinopteri, Cyprinodontiformes, Poeciliidae. The coding region runs from base 200 to 1606 and encodes 468 amino acids. The transcript has 3 exons.
CGGAACAUAACGGUUGUCAGGGCGACCAAGUUCUAAACACAGUUUUCUCAAUGGGAUCGCCUUCAGACCGUAAUAACACCUCGCACCCGGAGCACAUAAACCCACCCAGAUCAGAAGCAACGGCUACAGGCGGAGAACAACAAACGCAGUGUUAUUGAAUUACGAAAGAAACGCAACCACAAGCCAUCAAUUUACAGCUAUGAUGGGGUGGUUUUUAAAAAUUGGACUUCUGUCCCUAAUUAUUAUGUUGCUGAUGAACUUUGAAUCAGCUUGUGCUAAAAAAGGCAGCAGCAGCAGUGGAAAGAAAUCCACAAGUGGAACCCAAUCAAAACCAUCAAACUCUCAGCCCGGAAACUAUCCUCGACAGCAGAGCCCCAAUCGUGACACCAAUCCAUAUCCUUCUGGAGGGAAUUACCCAUACCCUGGAAGUAAGAAUACUAAUCCAGGUGGGAAUGCCAGGCAAAAUCCACCAAGUUAUCCAGGAGCAGGGAGCAACCCAAAUCAGUAUCCAGGAGGGAAUCCUGCUGGAGGUUACCCUGCAGGAGGAUACCCUAAUCAACCAGGAAGAGGCAAUUAUCCAAAUCAAAACCCAGCAGGAGGCUACCCUGCAGGCGGAUACCCUGCAGGAGGAUACCCUAAUCAACCAGGAAGAGGCAAUUAUCCAAAUCAAAACCCAGCAGGAGGCUACCCUGCAGGCGGAUAUCCUGCAGGAGGAUACCCUAAUCAACCAGGAAGAGGAAAUUAUCCAAAUCAAUAUCCAGCUGGUGGAGGCUAUCCAGCUGGUGGAUACCCCAACCAAGGCAGAGGAGGGUAUCCUAACCAGUACCCUGCCGGAGGGAAUUAUCCCAACCAGUACCCCGGAGCAGGUGGCUACCCAGGUGGUUAUGGUGGAGGUUACGGUGGUGGCUACGGUGGAGGAGCAAUUGGCGGUUACCCUAACUGGAACCCAAAUAAUAAAAUCCUCAGCCCCAGGUUCGGUGGUGGAGGUUAUGGACAAGGUGGCUAUGGCAUGGGAGGAUCUCCUUUCUCUCGUUCUGUGCAGGGCAUGGGAAUUCAGCCCAAAUCAACAGGUUUUGCCAAAAAAGCCAUGGUAGCAGCAGGUGUCGGUGCAUUAGCUGGAAUGGCCGUCGGUUAUGGGCUAGGGCGCUUCCCUCGACCACAUUUUGCCUUCCGUAACCCCGAAGAAGAAUACUAUUACAACAACUACAUGUACCGUAAUUAUGGGACCAAGUCAACAGAUGAAAAAGACUAUGGGCGGGACUAUGUCUACAAGCCUCCUCCACGGGCCAAGACCUACGAGAACUUCAUGAAUGAGUGCAAGAAUCGCACUGACCUCCUCAAGGACCAAGGCUCAUCGAAUAGUGGAGCAACUGAUGAGGAUAACGACACCGUGAGCAUUGAGGAAAUUGGGUACCCAGCCUUAAUCAACCAAGUCAAGUCCCGCCGCUGCGUGGAGGAGUACAUGAAGUACUCUGCACAGUUCAUGAAGGAACGAAAGUUUGAACAACGCCAACAGCCAAGAGGUAGUGCUCCUAUGAGCAAUGGGGUGAUGCAUCUUUUCACAUCCGGCUUCGUGCUUCUGUCCAGCAUGCUACUACUGCAGUGAGGAAGAAGAAAAGGAUUCCUUUCAGCCACAUCCCAAAUAGAUUUCCCCUGCUUCCAUUAUAGCUGUAACAGUAACAGCCUGUGUAUCUAAUCUUUACAGUCGAAGCGAUAGUUUAUAGAAUGUUACAGUCAAUUUUUCUGCAAAAGUAAUGUAAUCUGGAUUAAGUUUUAAAUACAGUGCUUUUCAGAAUAUAUUUAAUUUACUGCACUUUUUAUUUUCAAUCCUUAAUGCUUGGUGAAGAGCAAAACCUCUCAUGGAAUUGAUGGUAUAAAUUAUUAAUAUUGAAAAUAGAUAUGCUGUAUUGUUUGUCAAAAUCUGCUUGAGUAAAUACAUUUGUGGAGUGAUUUCUAAAUUAUGUAAUUAGUGUAUUAUAUAUCUUUAAGAGGAAUCCUUUUUGACAGAAUAUAUUUACAUUUUAGCUGUUGAGAUUUCCCUUUUCUCUUCUGUUGUAAGACUUUGCUCUUAUAUAAGUUUGUUUAUGGAAAAAAAAUGGAGGUCACAGCUGCGAGGAAAUGGUUCAAAUAAAGCAACUAUUUGGACUGGAAACACUUGACUGCCCUCCUGAUCCCACUAAAGCUAAAUCAACACUCAAGGGAAUUAAAAAAAAAGCUAUUUUUGCAGAGAGGAGUGUUAUAAAGAAAGAAUACGGUACAUACAUAUUCCAUGUAUGCACUCAAUAUGUAUGCAUAACACUGUAGUUAGAGAUGCACCGAGAAAUUAGAAAAUGCAGUUUUCAGCAUAAUUAGCCCUGAUGAUUUUCUGAUCAGUGAAUGCAGCAAAACUAAAUACCUGGUCAAGCAUUCUUUGAUGUGGAACUUGAUUUUGUGGGAGGAAGUUGGAUGGAUUGAACAGCUUUUUUUUAAUCUUUGGUAGCCUAUGAGGUGUUUAUUCAAGCAGCAAAAGAGAGCUUGACUGUGGUUGUACUGGUCAUUCACCAUGUUCUACCUUUUUUUUUCUUCUGCUCAGAAGCAUAUAAAAAACAGAAAUUGGACAUUUUGACAAACUAAAUGGGUAAAUUCAAUUGGUGAGCAAAUACCCAAGUUAUGAGGCUGUUAGAUUUUACAGUACAGUAUCUCUCAUGAAUGAUGCCGGAUGUAGAAAUGCUUUCAAGUCUUUUCGCAACUUCUAAAUUAGGUCUACAUUCUCAAUCAAGUAAGCACACUUAGCGUUUGCCUGAGCUAAUGGCUAAUAUUAAAUACUAAAGACGAUUUAAAAAGUCAACUCCACGGUAAUUUUCUCUUCAUUUUAAAAUAGUGAAAUCUUGUUUUACAGCAGGAUUUUGCUUCUAAGUCUAGAGAAAACUAAUUUGAACUGAAUCUGCUAAAUUGUUAUCAGUAGAUGAAAGUUUUGCAAAAAC